AUGACAGCCGAAAACCAACCAAUCUUCCCGGCCGAAGUUUUCUUGAUGAUCUUGGCAUAUAUGUCAUUCAUCAACGUAUACAAGCUGUACUCCGAGUUUCCAGCGAAUAUGAAACCUUUCGUUAACGAUGCGCUGAUCAAGCACCAGAUCUUCAACCAACGUCGGUUGCUCAUCAUAUUGUCAGAUUACUCGAGGCCUACACUACCAAAUCAAUUCUUACCCGGGUCUGAGGUACCCGAAUACUACUACAACAGAGCUCCUGGAAGCAGCAGUGAUAUUCGCAUGGCCGCCCGAGUAUCUUCCGUCUUUCGUACGCCUAACCCGGCGUACACCUUCCCUUUUAUGUACGAAUUGGAGCCAGCCAGUAUCGACUAUGAAAAUAAGCAAAUUUUCUUCAAAGCUAGUGGAACUAGACAAAAUUGGCUCUGGGUGACGCACAGUGGAGCCGUACACAUCACGAUCAUCUUGGUAGACGGCAAUAGGAUUCUCAAGAGAGCACUAAAGGCCACCGCUCCUCAACUUCGACACGAGGUUCCAUUGUCUAGCCUAAGUGGAAAGCUGGAACUCAAUAAUGCUUUUCCUGGCCAAACUCGACCAUCCAGUUGCACAGUUGGAGUUGACUGGUUCUGCACUUAA
Molecule: messenger RNA, 636 nt
Organism: Phycomyces blakesleeanus NRRL 1555(-)
Lineage: Eukaryota; Fungi; Mucoromycota; Mucoromycetes; Mucorales; Phycomycetaceae
Exons: 1
Coding region: 1-636 (211 amino acids)
Source: RefSeq, a predicted model, not a curated record